AUGUACAUCACCCUCUACUACAUCGUCACCCGGCUCCCUGACACCCUUCGCCCGGUUAGGGACCACUUCCUCUCUGUUUGCCCCACCACCCUCACCGUUGACCUCCUCGAGGAGCGCCUGCUCGCGGCAGAGAAGAGCAUAGUCGCAGUAGGUGCCUCUCGUGGUGACCCUCGUACCCCUGUCUUUGAGGGGUGCUCCCCCUCUCCCCUCUUGCCCUCUGUUGCCUCUGCUGCUGCGGCCGACCUCGUUGGUCUUGAGUCGGUCGCUGCGGCGUCUGCCCCUAGCGGGAGACGCCGCCCUGGCAAGGGCAAGGGGGGCAAGGGUGCUGGAGGGGCUGGAGGGGGCGGUGGAGGCGGAGGUGGAGGUGGUGGAGGGGGUGGGGGUGGCGGUGGGGGUGGUGGCGGGGGUGGGGGCGUCGGUGGCGGGACUGGAGGUGGAGGUGGAGGCGGCGGUGGCGGUGGGAGCGGAGGUGGCGGAGGUGGCGGUAGUGGAGGAGGUAGCGGCGGAGGCGGCGGAGCUGGUCGGGGUGGCGCUGCGCAGAGGGGUGGCUCCGGUGGUGGUGCGCGCCAGCAGCAGCAGCAGCAGCGUACCCGUGAGACCCCUUCCCCCCAGCAGCUUCGUGAGUGGUACGCUGCUCGUCAGCGGGGCGGGGGUGCUGGCCCCUGCACCUACGUUCUCCGUACCGGCGACCGGGCGGGUGAGCAGUGUGGGGGCCCACACCCCACCCAGCGCUGCUUCGGUCGUCUGACAGACGCGUGGCGCCACCAGUUCCCCGACGCUACUGAGAUCCCUCGCUGGGGCGAGCUGUCUAGGGCGGGUGUUGCAAUCUAUGAUCUUGAUUUUGAUGCUAUUCUUGCUGCCAUGUAUGCUGUGACUAUUAGUGAUGAGGGUGACUGUUACCGGUGUUUCCCGCCUGACCCAGGCAUAGAGGCUGCUGCGCUAGGUACUUGUGAGGCUGCUGCUCUAGGUGCCAGUGCGUCUGCUGCCCCAGGUGCCGGUGAGUUUGCGCUCUCAGGUGCUGCGUCGCCCCCGGACACCCACACCUUCACCCUUGACUCGGGUGCUUCCCGCUCCUUCUUUCGAGACUGCACCACUCUCACACCGCUCAGUCGGCCUGUUGCGGUCUCCCUGGCGGACCCCUCUGGGGGUCCUGUCCUUGCUCACUACUCCACUGUCCUACCGUGUCCAGCGGUCCCGUCUGGCUCCCUGUCGGGUCUUUACCUCCCCUCGUUCUCUACGAACUUGGUGGCGGGUGCUGACCUCCAGGAUGCAGGAGUUGACCAGUUCACCCCUGCGCGUCAGCGGGUGACCCACUGCACUUGUGCGGACACGGGCCGCCACUUGGCCACGUUUGCUCGUCGGCCAGGGUCGAGCCUGUACACACUGACUACUGAGUCUUCUCCAGUCACUGAGUCUGCUCAGGUAGCCGCGUCGGGUCAGGUGUUUGCUGCGGCGUCCAGGUCUGGUCCUGAGUCUGCCCCCUGCUCGUGUCGUCUCCUGUCUCACCGGACUCUCCUCUGGCACCACCGUCUUGGUCACCCCUCCCUGCCUCGCCUUCGAGGCAUGGCUUCCCGUCUUCUUGUUUCUGGUCUCCCCCGGUCCCUCCCUCCUCUUCCUCCGGGGCCUGCCCCCACCUGCGUUCCCUGCGUCGAGGGGCGGCAGCGCGCUGCUCCUCACUCCUCCGAGUUUCCUCCGACAGAGGCUCCGCUGCAGACGCUUCACAUGGACGUGUGGGGCCCAGCCCGCGUCCGUGGGCAGGGUCAGGAGCGCUACUUCCUGCUGGUGGUUGACGACUACUCGCGUUACACCGCAGUCUUCCCCUUGCGCAGCAAGGGUGACGUCACUGAGGUGUUGAUCGCCUGGAUCCGCGCGGCUCGUCUCCAGCUCCAGGAGAGUUUCGGCUCCGACUUUCCUGUUCGGCGUCUGCACUCCGACCGAGGCGGAGAGUUCUCCUCUGACCUUCUGCGGACCUUCUGUCGCGCACGAGGCAUCCGCCAGACCUUCACGCUUCCGGACUCUCCGCAGCAGAAUGGGAUUGCUGAGCGCCGCAUCGGCAUGGUCAUGGACGUCGCUCGUACGUCCAUGAUCCAUGCGGCUGCUCCCCAUUUUCUGUGGCCGUUUGCGGUUCGGUACGCGGCGCAUCAGCUCAACCUUCACCCCCGGGUCUCCAUGCCGGAGACCUAUCGUACUUCGUUCCGCUCCUUGAGCAGGUUCUUGGUCUUCCGUCCUCUCUUGGUCCUGCUCCUGCCUUAG
Messenger RNA from Closterium sp. Yama58-4, 2253 nucleotides. The record is from the annotation of a GenBank genome assembly. NCBI's taxonomy places the organism in Eukaryota, Viridiplantae, Streptophyta, Zygnematophyceae, Desmidiales, Closteriaceae.